CCCUCCCACGCCUGCCAGAGUCGGUAACUAUCCGCAAAGAGAAUAUCGUUAGAAUUCUCGAUUGCAAAGUUAUCCCAGAACUGUGUAUCCCUCGUCUUUUAACUAAGUUUCGGAGGGACCUUUUCUGUGGAGAGCUUCCGAGACUCACAUGCUACGUGUGCAUGAUAAGCAGCGUCACUCACUCCUUUAUUCGACCAACUAAUAUCAUUCUUUCUGAUUAUUAUAGGUUCUUGCAGUCGCUCUUGGAGAUUCUGCUUCAUGAUCUUUCGGCACUAGGUUUCCUUUUUGCCGUUAUGUUCAAGCGCCCUUUCGCAACUAAGAACCGGGCGGGAAAGAACGCCAAGGUUGCUAAGAAGAGACACGAAGAGCAGGCGAAGGAGAAGGCGCAUCAAAAGAUGGACAGUCUCUCGAUGGGAAGUCCGCUGACCAGCCCCAUCGUUACGAUGAUUGUGGGCGGGGAUCAGCGUCUCUUUGCCGCCCAUGAGGAUAUUCUAUCCAUGUCGCCAUUUUUCAGUGCCGCCCUCAAGGAGCAGUUUCUGAAAGAUGGUGCUAAGGAACUGACUUUGCCCGAUGAAGAACCUGAAAUCCUGUCAUGCAUUCUCGAGUUCCUGUACAAGGGCGACUAUUUCCCCCGCUUGCUCCACGGUAAGCGUCGCCACUCUUGGUCCCUCGAGAACGCCCAGGAUGUCAACGAAACUGGUGGCCGCGGGUCGAGCGAGGCAACCUUCUUCCACCCUGGAGUGGGAGAUAUUGUCCUCCGUGAUACCGUGGUGUACUGCACCGCCGAGAAAUACGGCCUGGAAGAGCUCAAGCGCAUUGCUCUCCGAAAGCAGGGCCUCCAGAGUGGAAUCCCAGCCGAUGUGGUAUUGCGAUCUGCUCGAUAUGCAUAUGAUAACACCCCGGAGACUGAUUCCCGACUGCGCGCUCAUUAUCUGGCUCUCAUCAUCCGCACCCGCAAGACCUUCAAGAGCAGCGGAACUUUGCAGAUGGAGAUGGAGAAAGGCGGCAAGUUAUUUUUCGAUUUGUUUGUGGCGAUGUGCAACCACAUGGACGACCUCUCGGAAUUGCGGUACGAUCCACCUUCUCUCUCGUUCUAGAACCCUUCCUUUACUACUGACUUCUCGUCCAACACUGAGCCAUGAGUGCUUACACUCCCACCUAUUAGCACCAAGCGAUCGCCGAGAUUCUUCUAGGCGGUAGUCACAUUUCCUUUGUAUCAGAUCGCGCCACUUGGAAUUUGAAAUUGAAAUUGAACAAGGGAGGCGUACGUUUUUUUAUGAACCAAAUUGGCACAUUGGCAACGAAUCUGAACUCCUGGUCUGCGUUCUUGCUUUGACAGCAGAUUGACCUUCACUUCUUUCGAGGUUGGCCGCCCUUUGGUUUGAAGAACCAGCCCUAUUCAUUUUUAAUUGGAUCCCUGGCGUACGGUAACCUGCGUUGGACCACUCCACACUCCUUGACUUUGGCCAUGUUUUGGCCCCAUCAUUGACAAUCUCUGCUUGUUCUGUUGCGUUGAUGUGUUGUUGCAUUUAUUUUCAUGUAUUCAAUCCCUGAGGCAGCGGCAUCAUCCCCACUGCAUUAUCAAGUCUUGGAGCACACGUCGAUAUGGUGAUUGAGAAACAGAAAUCGAGAAAUACGGCCACC
Messenger RNA from Penicillium canescens, 1644 nucleotides. Its product is annotated as BTB/POZ domain-containing protein. The record is from RefSeq and is a predicted model, not a curated record. The coding region runs from base 162 to 1097 and encodes 311 amino acids. Gene Ontology annotation, molecular function: protein binding. The transcript has 3 exons. Lineage: Eukaryota; Fungi; Ascomycota; Eurotiomycetes; Eurotiales; Aspergillaceae.